Molecule: messenger RNA, 1458 nt
Organism: Osmerus eperlanus (European smelt)
Lineage: Eukaryota; Metazoa; Chordata; Actinopteri; Osmeriformes; Osmeridae
Product: alpha-1,3-galactosyltransferase 2-like
Exons: 5
Coding region: 44-1054 (336 amino acids)
Biological process (GO): carbohydrate metabolic process
Cellular component (GO): vesicle; Golgi apparatus; membrane
Molecular function (GO): hexosyltransferase activity
Source: RefSeq, a predicted model, not a curated record
CUUUGCACCACGAGACCAUCCGAUAUCUGAGUUUUAUUGAACCAUGAGUAGGCAUAUUUACAAGUCAGUUUUAAAGUUGAUCAUCGUUGCUCCCGUGCUUCUUUUCUUGGCAUACUUCACCCCUUCGUCCAUCAGGUAUUUGGAGGGGCUUGUCCCAAUGGAUACAUGUUUUUUACCAGGGGAAAAGUUGAAGUUGGACAACACUAUAGAUGCCUCUCUGAAACUUUGGUACAGAACGGACGUCCAGACAUGUACUGAAUGGGGAGCACCUAUCAUCUGGGAGGGCAUGUUUGAACCUGAUGACUAUGACCGGGAGCACAAGAAAAACCACUCCUCUGUGGCUCUGACUGUCUUUGCUGUGGGAAGGUAUCUAGACGUGUAUCUGGAGACCUUCCUCCUUUCUGCUGAGCUUCACUUUAUGUUGGCUCUUCCUGUGACGUACUAUGUGUUCACGGACGUUCCUGCCAAAGUGCCCAACCUCCAGUUGGCUGAGGGGCGGAGGUUAAAGGUCAUAAAGGUUCAGAAGCAUUCUCGCUGGCAGGACGUCUCCAUGAUACGCAUGAGGGCCAUCGCCGACGCCAUCAACGAUAUCCGCCACACGAGCAGUUACGUCUUCUGCUUCGACGUGGACCAGCUGUUUGUCGGGAGGUUCGGCUCCGAGGCGCUGGGGGAGUCUGUGGCUCUUCUCCACGCCUACUACUAUCAUCGCCCCCGCGGUCUGUUCUCUUACGACCGCAACCCCAGCUCAACGGCCUACAUGAAGGCCGGGGCGGGCGACUUCUACUACCACGCCGCCGUGUUUGGGGGCACCUGGCAGACUGUCUUGGCGCUGACGGAAAGCUGUUACCAAGCCAUCUUGGAGGACAAGAGCCGAGGGGUGGAGGCGCUGUGGCACGACGAGAGCCACAUGAACAAGUACCUGUGGCUCCACAAGCCCAGCAGGGUGCUGUCGCCAGAGUACUGCUGGGCUCUGGACAUCGGACGCCGCAGCGACAUCUGGGUCAAGCGGCUGCUCUGGGCUGAGAAGCGGUACGACACUCUGAGGGACACCUGAACCCCUAGAGGGUUCAGGUGAUCCUGUGGGCUUGAAUUGAACUUGAAUAAAUACUAUUUAAAACCAUUUAUUUAAUAGCAGCUGUUUGAAAAUACGCCUUAUCAUCCACUACAAAGCACAUUAACAGAUCGACCUUUAGAAAGGUUCUCUUGGUUCUAAAUGUUUUUAGAACAAGACUUUUACUGUCCUGCUUAGCAACUGCCACAUCUAAUUGUUUCUCUGAACAUUUCUAGAAGUACGGCCCGCCAAUUAAAACCAAAGAUUUUCCAGAUGUCAUCUGCACAAAUUAGUCGAGCAUGGAUAGUUAAAAGGCAGCAGUCUUUACAAACCUGUUUAAUCUUGGAAUUAAAUGUAAGAUAAUUUAAUCUUCUUCUUUCCUAAUAAAAUGUGAAGCAAAAACUCCA